GUUCGCUCCGUUGCUAUGCUAUCUUCUGUAGACACUCUCCAGGGUGAUGGAGAAGAAAAUGUAGUUACACGGCCCGAUACGGAAAAAUACGCAACGCUUUGUCGGUUUUGUGUGAACGGUGACAACAAUUACAAUGUCAAGUAUAAGGAAAGUUAACGGGAAAUUCUCUGGAAUCAACCCAGCCGUGAGUUGCUGUCGUCUGCGUCAAGUUCAGGCUCUGCUCUGUGGAAGUGGCACUGCCAUUCCUGAUGGCAUCCUGUGCUCUCUCGGAAUUGAUAGCAGAUAUAAUGAGGGGUGCACUGAGCUGGCAAAAUACUUGUUCUAUGGACUAUAUGAACAAAACCAGGUGAAUCUGGAGCAUGGCCUUGAGGAAUUUCCUGAAGAAAUGCUGGAUGAUGUAAUCCUGCUGAUUAAGGUGGACUGUGUUCACCUGUACUGCAACCCACUGAACUACAGUUACCUGUUGCCCUAUGUGUCCCACUGGAGAAACCUACACCUGUACUGCAUGACAGAAACAGAGUACGAAGAUGAAGAAGCAGCAGAAGAAUUUAAAAUCUCCAGUUUUGUUGCAAUGGUGCAGGACUGUUAUCACAUUGGAGUACCUUACAGCUCGCAAGGACAAAUCCAGAAGUUCGAUAUGUUUAUGGUGGAAAAAUGGCCUCUGCUUCAAGCUUUUGCUCUGGAAGGCAUUGGUGGAGGAAGCUUUUUUACCAUGAAAUACAAGCUAAUGGACAUGAGUGAGAAUCUGUGGCAGGUUUACAACAGACUCGACCCAGUGUCGCUGGAUAAUCUCCUCACAGAGGAUCUGGUCAACUUUGAGAAACAGUGGAAUGGCUUCUUCUCAGGCAUGGACCUGGAAAGUCAUCUUUCUAUCUUGGAGCUCUCUGAAGCACAAGCAGGGGAGGCAUUCCGUUCCUAUUACCUUCAUGGACUGAUCUCAAGAAAAAUCACAGAUAAAAGUAAAUGCCAGCAGCCCUAUGUGUUGUUUGGGAAACACUCUGCCUUAGAAGAUCUGGAGAACUAUUUAUUCAACUUUCCCUCAGAGAGUCAUCAGGUCCGCAACACAGGGCCUCAAGGUUCUGCAGCCAGACACAUGAUUCUCCAGUGUGUGGCUCCCAAAGGACCUCUAGCCUGCGCUCGGACCUAUUUCUUUGGGACUACCCACAACCCAUAUCUUGGAAAUCAGAACACAGAGCAAAAGAAGACAGACGUCUUAGUUUUGUCACAGAUUUAUUCAGCUGCCAUUCAAGCAGUUCUGUCGGGAAUCAAAUGCUACUCCUGUACCACCAGCGCUACCAAGGCUAAGGAUGUGGCUGAGAACACCUUUCUGAUGUCAUUGGACUCGAUGAAUUUAAGCCAGUAUCGCAGUUUUCUCAGGUCCAAAUGUGAAUUCACCAUUCAAGCAGUGAAUAAGCAAGGAAUGAUAAUUCCUCUCACUAAUGAAGACAGCCGCUACGUAAUAAAAACAGCUUCCCUGAUUGUCCAUGACAUCCCAGACCUGCAGUGGGACAGGGGGGAACUGGGAUCUGUAGUCUUCUCUGAAUCCUUCUUGGAGUCCAGUAUCAACAUUCAACAGAGAGAUGGCACUGUGUCCUCAGACAGCUGCUACACCAUCUUGACUGCAACAGUGCCUCGCUACGCCUGCUGGCUGAUGGAAUCUGAUGUCAAGCAGUCUGAACAAGCUCAGCAGCUCACUAAGGAUGACGAUGGUACUUGUUUGGGAAAAGUUCUGACUGCAGCAGAUGCUGCAUAUGUGUUGUCCAGCAGCCACCUCUCAGCUCCUGAAGAAGGAAAGAUCAUUUUCUUUUCUGAGGGACUGUUUAUCCAUUCUCAAUAUGGAAGCAUCACUAUUUCCAAGGAUCACAUCAACAAAGUCAAGUUUUACAAUCCGGACUCCAGCACUGUGGCUUCUCUGUUUGUAGAGUAUGAGGACAGCUUGCUCCCCCACCUUCCAUUCCCUCUCCACAGCUCUGAUAGGUGUCUGGUCUUUGCUCUACUUCCAAGGUCUAAGAGCCAGAGGGCCUUCUACUCUAAGGUUUUGUCUGUGUGGAAAAGCUCUGGACUCGCUCUGCAAUUCUUGGACCAAGACAACCUGACGUGGAACCAGAAAAAUAUGCACACCAAGCUGCAGAAGCUGCACGACAGUCAGGAGCCACCAAUGGCCAAACGCAGAGGCAGCCUGAAGACUUCAUACUGUCAGCUGCCAGGACAGGAAAUGUUUCUUCAGCAUUUUGCUCUUAGUAGCAUUGGUCAAGAGCCCAUUAUGUAUGACCACCUGGGGAUGCUCUUUCCCUCUGCAGAGCUUAGGAAUAUACCCCCUUGUCAGGGAGACAAGGUUGUCAUCACCAUCAUCACUGGACUGCCAGGAAGCCAUAAGAAGAUACUUUGCAACUUCUCAGUCCAGCUAAACCACAAAUGUGAAAGGUGGGUGGUUUAUGAGCCUGCUCCGGAAAGUUUCUCAGCUUCUCAUCUCCAAAAGUAUUUGUCCAGCUUCUUGGAGAGCCAAAGAGGUACAAGAGGCAAACCCCGUCUGUUGGUGCUCACACCGGGAUAUACAGAUGUUCUAGAUGUGGUCCAGGCUGUGCUCUUCCAUCCUGACCCAGUUGUUCAGGCAUGCUUCACAAUUGGUGCAGUUACUGCCUGUGUGAACCCUCUCACCUCCUUUAUCGAGCACAGGUUUGCUUUUCCUAAGCUGUUGGAGCAGCUCAGCCAAGGUAUUGUGAGUACAGUGGUGUUCACUGGGCUGACAGCAGAGAAGAAGCACCCUCUCAUGCAGCAUGUUCAGCAGUUGGUACGCUCUGCCAACCCCACUGCUGCCUUCAUACUGGCAGAGAGAGGAGCUGUCACCAGGGAUGAAGAUAUGAAUCUGAUAUUGUCUGAGAGCAGCUUCAAUGAGCCACAGAUGCUGAGAGCCCGUUACGUCCUCUACCCUGGAUGGUGCAAAGGGCGCUUCUGCUCUGGUUCUGGGACUCUGGUCCUCACCCAGCAGCGCGUGGCUUUUAACCGGCCCCUAGAGAGGCCUCUAUUUGUCACCCACUGUAAAGCAAUCAAGUCAUCGCUACGGCCAAGCCCCUUCCAAGGAAAUAUGUACAAUGUUUGGGGAAAAGUCAGAUUUUCUGACUCAGACCAGCUGAUGGAAGUGAGCUACAAUGCACUGAGUGGGAACCUGAGAAUUGUCCCUGAAGACAACAGUGACCCUCUGAGUCAGGGUCCCAAAGAGACCAACACCUCCUGUUUCCUAUUCUUUGAUGGUGUUGGUCUCACUGAGGAUGGACUGAAGGACUGGUUAAGACUGUGCGCCAAGCAGAAGCAGGCAAAGAAAACUAAGAAGACCAAAAGUACCCUUUCACCACAAGAAAUCAAGAGCAUCCACAUGACCAGACAUUUGGAACCUCUUCCACCAGGCUACUUCUACAAUGGUUAUCAAUAUGUUGACAUCUUUGGAGAUAAAACAAACUUCCAUCCCAACAUGGAGGAAUUCAUUAAAGAGUAUAUCGCUGAGGCCAACAAGGAGAUAGAGCAAUUCAACUGUCAGCUGGAGUCGCAGGGACAGCCCGACCUCUUUGAGCCGUGAUAGAAUCUUCGUGUAUGUUCACUCCAUCUGUCGUAUUUACCUUGUAAGGGAACCACUGUGGGGGGUGAGGGAGGGCAAAGGGGAUAUGUGCUGAACACUCCACUAGAGCAGUCAGUGUGUGGUCACACAUCAUGUAUCUUCACAAGCCGCUUCUGCUGGAAGUCCUUUCUUAUUUACUUUAUCAUUUUAUUUCUUAUUUGGAGCCUUCAAUCAUCAAUGAAAAGGUGGUUAUGUAAUUGUAUGGCUGUUUGCCAUGCUGUAGACUACGCUAGCAUUAGCACUUUGGUGAGUUGGGUUUCAUUGUUAUGGUAGCUAAUUUAGAUUAAGACAUGUUUGUCAAGAGAUGCAAUUUGCUCACAGCUGUAGACAAAUCAGAACAAGCACCACACAAAUCUCCACCUUUAAACCAGUAUGAUUAUACCACUGAGUCUGCAAGCUAUGCGACUUUCACAAUUGAAGGGAAGGGCCACACACUCCUUGUGCGUUUCUGUUUAUCGCAGUUGGCAAAUUAAUGCCUCUAUUUCUGGGCAGGCGUGGAUAGCCGUGUGAUUCUGGUGGGCUCCCUGGUGGGGUUUCUCAAGAAUCGCUCCUCCUCUGUUGUCACCCAAUCCAUGGUCCACCUGUUAGCUUGUCUGCAAGCCACACAGCAGCAGAGGAAGACUUGAUCAUUGAGCUGUAAACAUUGGACAGCCUGUUGGCAACAGACAACUGAUGAAUGAUGCCAUUAAUCGCAUAGCUAUAGACCGUCCCAGUGCUUUAUUUUAAGACAUGUCAAGGGAAUCUUACGAAAGUGCAAUUAACCAGAUUUCAAUUCCAGCAGCAAAGUGUUGUAAAACAGCUGAGGCUGUCAUGAAACAUAUUGAAUUACUGGGGUUACCGAGGUCCUCCACAAACUUCAUCAUAGCCCUGUGUUCUAUUUGUUGUAAUGUUAGUUAGUUUACACCAGCACAUGAUAAACAAAAAGUUUAGAUAGCUAGAAGUGGAUCAUUCAUUGUGCCACUAUUUGCUGAAAAUUCACACAUCCCCCUGAUUCUUUUGAGUGGCAGCAUUUGGGGAGGACAGGGAAAAUGAAAUAAAGUGGGGGAAAAUACUGCUUUAUUAAAUAUUGGCUAGAUUAGGGUUAACAUGAGUAAAGCGAUUAGUAAAAGGUAUAAGGCUUUGUAUCAGUGGUGUGAUGUUGCAGAGACUCAGACUUACAGUCUUGUUUAAAUGAGUUAUUCCACUGUUUGCUCUGCGAUUGUGUGUCACACUAAUGUUUUAUGCACGUCUUCCUUUUAUCAGGGUUCCUACACGGGUUUGGAAAUUCUGUGACCUGUAAGAAAAUGUGUUUAAUAGGCAGUCAUUUCUCUGGGAAAAGCUGCGACAGCUGCAUAUUUAAAGAGCCACUAAUCUAUAAUAUUUAUACUGAACAAGUAUUUCAGUAUAACAGCGUCAAAAAGAUAUGAAAUUUUGAGGUGCAGAAUGUGUAGGAACCCUGCUUCAGUAUCUGGAGAUUCAGUGGCUUUCAUUCAUUAUGGGGUUAGCAGUGUAGUAUAUUAGUGCAAUCCAAUACACUAAUAUGCUUUUAAGAAAUACUGCUGCAGCUAUAAUUGCAUGAUAUAUUGCAGUGGCUGCUGUACCAAAAAAAAUGUCUGUAAUCAGUGAGAACUUUGAGAUUUACGGAUAAGUGAGGAAAAAUGUUUCUGUUCAGUCUACGUUUCAAGUCUACAAUCAAAAUUUUCCUCAAAUGGAGGGCACGCUUGCUAGUGAGGUGAACAUUUGCUGUUAUAAUCUCCUUUAAAAACAUAUUUUUAGAUCAGUGGAGACCUCAGUGUGUUAUGGGUACCCUUCAUAAUUCAUAUUUUGGAUAACUGUCUGACGGUGCUUUUUUCCUUUUCAGACAAAAACAGUGUGAUUACAUCAUUAGCAAGUUUUGGGGUUUUUUCCCCAGGUGACCUCUCUGUCUGUGCAGAUUUAAGUGAUCCAGCACUGCUAGCCCCAUCCAUCCACUGACCUGAACAAGCCAUAUAGUCUUAGGUGUGCUAGGUGUGGAGCGAUCAUGCGUAGUUUUAAAAUAGCACAUAACCUAGCGGUGAAGUACAUCUUCUAACAUGUGUUGCUCUGACAUGUUCCAGAUAGCCAGAAAAAAGGGGGGCUCACAAGGAAGGGAGGAGCUCACCCCAAGUUAGUCAUUCCAUUAGCUCCUCUCCUGAUGUUCUUCUCUUUUAUUCUAUGAAGAAGUGCAAUUGUUCUUUGUCUUUUUAUAUAUUCUACUUACAGUACCCUCAAAAAGCUCUUUAAGGACAUAACUGAGGAAACAAAUGAGCUGCUAAAUUCUCAGUCUCUGAUUUUCACUCACUUUCAAGUGCUCACAAAACAAGUCAAGGGUUUGGUGCAACAUUAAAUGCCGCUUGGAGGGGAGGCAGGGGGGUAUUACCUCUGCUUACAAAUGACGGAUAACAAAAUGCACACAGAUUACAGUGCUGCUUUUAAUGGAGUGGGAUAAUAUAUAACUUAAAUCCUCUGGUGACAAAAUGAUAACUAUCGUUUAAGCUGGAUGUUCUUUUUAGCGUUUCAGAGAUGCACUCUAAGCCGUCUGUUUGCAACAACAGUUGCCGUCAUUCUGUAGUUAUGUAAUACUGCAGAGAGUUGCCUUGACUGACAGUGAAAUAGUUGUUGGGAAUAUGUAUGGGAGACCAUUUUGAAAGCUGCUUUAUGUCCAAGAGCAGAGAUGUUGUAACCUUAAUUGGCCAAGAGAUCAUAAAGUGGUCCUUAAAGAGGUGAGGGUUAUGUAAGAUGUUUGUGACUUUUAAAUGAAAGCACUACUAACAGUGUACGCUAUAAUUACUGCUACAAAUGUGUCUACACUAUUUUGCAUGUUUGAGAUGUCACGUGAAUAUACCACGACAUAUAUUCUGACACAAUUGCCUUUCACCAAACUGGUACAGCAAAGAGAAAUAAUAAAUAAUCGCAUUUAUUUUACAUAUCUGCUGAGAAUUUGAAUGACCUCUAAGCAACAAAUAGUAUUUUUGUAAGACCGUGAAUUGAGCAUUCAAGGUGCAAAACAAAACAUUUCCUUUCGCACAAGCUUCAAAAAGCAAAAGCAGAUGCAAAUUUUUUGUAGAAAAAACAAACUAACUUGAGAAUCUGAUAAGUUGUGAGACAUCAGGUUUCUCAGAUCCAGCAGUGCCUUGGCUACAGCUAAGAAAAGCAGAGAUUAAAGCUGCAUUCAGAACUCCAUCCCUCUCCCUUUCACCAGGGGAGGAGGUGUUGUCAGGCGAGGAUCUGUCCUUCAGCAGUGUUGGUGAAAGGAAUCCAUGGAGUCGUUCUUUAAAGCAAUGUGUUUUUACUAAGCCAGAGGGUAAAGUAGUCAAGGUCACACACAGGGAGGCCGCUGGCUGGCUCAGGAUAAUUCAGGUAUUCUCACUAACAAACCAAAAAUAUGGUGUAAAAGGGGCAGGGCACCACAGCAACUCUGAUUUAUGUUCACACUUACAUUUGUUUUGUGUCUUUCGUUCAAGUUCAUUUGGUCUUUUAAAUGAAACGUACAUUUUUGUCUCAGUUCUUUUAAGAUCUAGAAAAUUUCAUUCAUAUGUUUUUAGGAUACGUGCCUAGCACAAGCUGGGAUACAAACAUGUAAAGCUUUGCAUCAGAGUAUGCCCCACCCCUAUGAAAUAAGCAAAAAGGAGGAUUUAGUUUGUGACUAAAGUUGGGUGGUCCCUUCUUUCUUGCACAUGGGACCCCCAGAGAGCCCUCCACAAGCCUCUCAGUGUGACUGCUACGUAGCUCUCUGGCAGACUGAGCACUCUGGUGUCUUCAUCCUGUAUGUGGAGACUAGCUAUUUUGUAGCUGAAGUUAUAGGACAAAAAAACAAAGUUUGGUGUUAAUUGGUUAUUUGGGAAGGAUGGAAAUGUGACGUUCUCAUACUGCAGUGUGAUAAUGCAGUGUUAAAGGUUUUUCUGUUCUUUUCUAGUUUGGCUCCAGUGUUCAAAAAAGGGGCCACCCUCUAAAAGUGGAAGUGGAUCUUUUUAUGGUGUUUUUGCGCUUAUUAGAAAAAAUGCAGCUCGCAAAUGGAUUUUUGACUGACCAAAUAUUUCUCAGGCCUCGGGGACCGUUGAUACUAAUUGUUUGAGGCGUUCUGUUCCGAGAAGGUUAAAUUUGAGCACAUGCUCUUCACUCCUCAGUCCUUACAGACGGCGAGGAGUUCUUUCAGGUGUAGUUAUUAUUAUUUCUGUGCCCGAGGUUACAUAUUUGCCCUUACAAACUCAAGUCUUAAAGAAAAAGAUGGAGGUGAAGUUGUGGUUAAUGUCUUGGGUCUGUAGCUACAUAGCAACAGGCUGCACGGCCGCAUACAAAACGAGGAUGUUGUAAUUUAUGUUAAGGAACAGUUGCGAUUCAAGUUGGCAAACAUUUGAUUUCAUGAUGGCAGAAUUAGAUCUCAGCAAAGGGCUCAAUCUUUUUCUUCCCUAUACAGGCCGUCCAAAGCGAAAGGGGGAAAAAAUAACUUUGUAUUAUGAUGGGAAGCAAAAAACAACUUCAAAAGUGCCAAACUGACUUCCACAUCUUGUUUUAAGAGUGUUCACGGAAAGUGAGCAAAAACAAAUUGCAUUUGCACAAAACUACUGUAACUUCUGUUUUUCUUCCUGUGACUGAUGCUUUUAUAAACUAAUUGUUGUAUUUAUUGCACCACGUAAUACAUUAAAUAUUUAUAAGUUUAA
Messenger RNA from Haplochromis burtoni (Burton's mouthbrooder), 8271 nucleotides. It is a transcript of the gene dnaaf9, whose product is annotated as dynein axonemal assembly factor 9. Lineage: Eukaryota; Metazoa; Chordata; Actinopteri; Cichliformes; Cichlidae. The coding region runs from base 134 to 3574 and encodes 1146 amino acids. The transcript is spliced from 37 exons. The record is from RefSeq and is a predicted model, not a curated record.